Molecule: messenger RNA, 1433 nt
Organism: Cucurbita pepo subsp. pepo (vegetable marrow)
Lineage: Eukaryota; Viridiplantae; Streptophyta; Magnoliopsida; Cucurbitales; Cucurbitaceae
Biological process (GO): CAAX-box protein processing
Cellular component (GO): membrane
Molecular function (GO): metalloendopeptidase activity
Source: RefSeq, a predicted model, not a curated record
AAAAUUGGAAUUAGGGGUUUGUCUUCGAGUACACGCCUGAUUUGGUUUCUACCGACGAUUUCAAUGGAACCACGCGCUCGUUGAUGAAGCUUCGGUGCUCACUCAACUUGUUAUCGCCUUUCGUCGCCGUCGUUGUCCUUCCCACUUCUCUCCACCUGCAGAAGGAGCUUAAGACAAGGGGAGACUAGUUGCUACUUCCGGAUUUUAGGGUUUUUUUUCUUUUUUUUUUAAUUGCAUUGUUCUGUUCCGUCCAUGCGUAAUCGGUUCUUUCGCUAUUUUCGGAUUCUGAUUGAUCCGGCGCUUCACCAAUGUCGGCUGCAACAAAUCCUUGUUGCCAUUCUUUCUCCUUUCGUUUUGCUCCUUCCAAUUCUGGGUUUUCGAUUAGGGUUCAUUUAAAGCCUCUGCUCCCCUGUUUUCCUCUCAAUUCAAACAUCCACUGCGUCAGUACUCUCUCCCGACGCUGUAGAAAUAAAUGGGAGAUUCUGUGCUUUCGGCGUGAAGAGUCCUCACCGGAAAAUAUUGAGUCCAAGUCUGCGGAAGAAAAAUUGGCAGAAGACCUGGUGGCAACCCCCGAAGUCAGCCAAUCCAGUGAGACAAGGAAAGAUUGGGUGUCUAGUUUAUACAAGGUCAUUGAACCAAUAUUUGUUGCAAAGCCAUGGGUUGUUCCAUGGACAGCCAAAACCAUUGUUCAGGUCAUGCUUCUCUGGGUUGCAUCAUUCUGGGUAAUCGGAUCAUGGAUAAUCCCAAUAAUAGCCCAUACAGCAGGAUACAGAAAGGAAUUCAUGACGUACAGAGGGCAAGCCUUGUACAGCCUUCUAACAGAUGUGGUCGAAGGGCUUACUGGGAUGGCGAUUCUGCAUUGCUGCCUCUCAAGAUUCCAUCCCCUUCCUCCCGGCUGGUUCAAAUUCCACUUUGAAGGGAAUUGGCAAUUCGAUGUUGGCUUAGGCUGCCUUAUGUUUCCACUCAUUAACCGUCUUUCACAGGUGAAUCUAAACUUGUUGCCCAUCCUUCCAUCCGCCCCAGUUACCGUCUCGAGUGUCGAGCAAUCAAUCGUUGCUAGAGACCCGGUGGCAAUGGCACUCUAUGCAGUGGUCGUGUCCGUGUGUGCCCCCAUCUGGGAGGAGAUCGUGUUCCGAGGGUUCCUUCUACCGUCGCUGACGAAAUAUAUGCCGGUAUGGUGCUCUAUUUUGGUGAGUUCAGUUGCCUUUGCUCUAGCACAUUUCAAUAUGCAGAAGAUGCUGCCUCUGAUACUGCUUGGGAUGGUGAUGGGUACUGUAUUUGCAAGGACAAGGAACCUUCUACCAUCAAUGUUGUUGCAUAGCCUUUGGAAUGCCUUUGUAUUCUUAGAUCUUAUGAGGUAAAUGCUGUUAAAUUUAACUGUAAAUUUUGAUCUUAUUAAAUUUUAUAUUUUGUUUGGUUCCACUACACAAAAA